CGCUACGUUAUUUCUAGUCUUGGAGUGCCUAAUGUCGGUGUGGAAAAUAAUGAAGGACAUAUUGGAACGUAGAAACAGAAAGUAAGUCAAAGUCGUCCUCCUUGCGACAAUUCGGUGCGUGCAAGACAUGAUGUGUCCUAUCAUCUAUAAUCAGUCGUGCAAUUUCCCUUAGACUUAGUGCUAGAGAUGAAAAAUCGUACAAACAUAGUACUCGUCAAUUCGUACAGGUACAGCGGUCAAGUAAGCAUCGCAACAUCAUUCGUGGUCGUGCUACUGCUGCUUUCGUCGUGUAUUGAAAUAAUAAUAAUUUCAUUGCUACGUCGUACUUGCUUCCAGGACCCAAAAGUUUGAAUGUAUAUGCAAACCUGCUACUGACAAAUUACCGUAUAUUCGCAGUACUUAUGACUAGUUGAAAUUGGAAAUGUUUUCUGUUUCAAUAUAGUGUUGCUGCAUCAUGAGUGUCUAUUUACGAGCCGAUAUCAUGGACCCAUUCGUCCUAUUAAUAUUGCGCGUAACAAGAAACCUAUGGUAGGGUGUAGUCUGCAUUUAUUCUGCUCAAAGAAAUCAAUUUUAUUCACAUCAUGACGCAUACGCAUUUCUUCUUUACCUUUCGUACGGCAACAUCAGCAUCACUAGGCUGUGGGCGUGCGCCCGAAGCCCUUCUUGCUAGUUCCCGUUGAGUGUUGCGAAAAAAUGAAAAAGCGUAGCUAUACAACAAUAAAGGGAAGAGCCUUCUACUUUUGAUCGUUCGUAGAGUCCCGCCUUGAUUUAUUUCACGAAGAACUGCAGCGCCACGACGAUGCCGCUGUCUCAGUUUUUCGAUUUGCUGGAGCAGCGCAAGGCGGCACGUUUGGUGUUCGGCCACGAGACGAUGAUAAAGCUGCGGACGGAACUGCGCGACAACAGCACCUACGUGGAACGGCUCGACAAGAACUUCAUUGACAUCCACUGGAUUGAGGGCGAACUCCGCAAGCUGUCCGCCCCGCUGCGGUCCGUGACGCUGGCCGCCCUGGACGCGGAGGAGGACACCCUGGAGCAGGAGGCGGCGCGCGUGGCAAUGGCCGAGGCGUUCCGCCGUGAGGGGGAUGUUGUGGUCGAACAGGAGCCCGACCUGACGGAUGAAGAGGAACAGCACGCGAAGAGACAAGCGCUGGAAGACGCGAAACUGCAGCGGGCCGCGAUCGAGCUGCAAAAGCAAGGCGAGACGACGGACGAGCACAAGGUGAAGAGACUGUACCAGAUGAUGAUCCGACAGAUCGAACAGCACAUGGACAAGGGGAUCGAAUCCGAGCGGGAACUGCUGGACUACGAGGAAUUUCUGGACACCUGGACCUCCACCUCCCCCUCGUGGGUGGAGCGGCACCGCCUGGCGUGGAAGGGACUCAUCAUCCUCGCGUUCUUCUCGGUCGGCCCGUUCUUCUACUGCGUCGGCUCGAACGACGACAUGAACGCGGAGGGGGUUUGCACCAACGACCAGUACUCCAGUGGCCUCACCAAGGCCUUUUACUUCGCGGCGGUCACCCUGACCACCGUCGGCUACGGCGACGUGGUGCCCAUGAGCGACAGCGCCAAGGUCUUCACCUGCGUGUACAUUUUCGUCGGAUUGGGCUUGGUGGCCAACGCGAUCAUGGAUGCCAUGGCCGACGUGCUGGAGUGGUACGCGGACCGGCUGGAGGCGGCUGAGAAAAAGAGACGCGAGCAAGAGGACGACUUUCUCUCGAAAAAGAGCAGCAAAGCCAGCCCGGACGGGGCGAGCCCGAAGUUCGGCCGCUUCAACACGGUGGCGCUGCUCGACGAGGACGAAGACGACGGGAUGAGUCUGCAGAAAAACGACAAAAAGCCGAAGAUCGCACUGAAUCGGUCGGCGACCAUGUCCACAAACUCGGCCAUGUCCUUCGUGACGCCGUCGAGCCCGCUCGGCGCCGGAGGUGGGAUGAUCUCUGCUGAAAGCGAGAUCGAGCUGGAAUUCAAGAACGCACAGGAAGACCGAGUCAGUGCUCUUGAUGCACCGGAGGUUGAGGGGCAGCACGCGCAGAUUGUAAUUGUAGGCGAGGACGACGACGAGCACGAGGGGAGUCAGGAACUUUGGAACAGGUCAACAUCUACUGGCGAUAGAACAAUCUUCAGGGGACGCACAACGUCGAGAACUUCUGCUAGAAAUCACACAGCUUCAUCAACAUCGCUCCCUUUUGGUGAUGUGCGAGUGCGUCGAGACCGAGAUCGAAGUAGAAGAAGAGACUUUCUAGACCAGCAGGCCGCAUUAGCCUUCUCUUUAACAGAAGCCAGUGGAAACGAAAUAGCAACUACGUCGAGCAUAAUAGAGCAGGGCGAUAUUCGUCGCGACCAGAGUAUUGACUGCGCUAGCGACGAACUAGACCACUUUUCAUCUACCCCGUCCAGCGCACGAGGACGCGCCUCUUGCAGCCGACUGGACGUCGACUCAGAGGACGGCAACAGUACAACAAGAGAUUGUCUUGAUUUCGACGACGAUGUUGAUAACCCACCGCGGCUAGUCCGACUGUUAGGCCCGUAUUCCACCGAGCGAGUGAACUUCAUCGCCGAGGGUGCUGAGGACGAUCAUAGGUUUGACGAUAACAAAAGCGAUAACUCGUCCCUCACCUCCAGCAGGGCCAGCAGCCAGCGCGAGAUUGCGAACGCCUACCUUGCAGAAUCCGGUUUCCGUAGGUGGCGAAAUAGGCCGGGGUAUUUUGGCCCCGCUGCGGGGGGGCAGCCGGUGCAACAGCGGCAGUCGAAGAGGCAUAUUUCUCGACGUUCUUCUCUCGAUGAAAACAAGGAUUACACUGCAGCCUCAUCUGCAUCUUCAAGACGAGGACCUUUACCCGGCUCUGCAUCCAAGGACGACCCGCCAAAUGUCUACAGGAAUUUCUAUUGUGAGGGAGACCACGCGAUGCCCGGUGCAAAAUUGGCGCUGCACCAAAGUCGCAAGGGCGUCAGUGACGAGCUGAUCGAGAAGGCAGCGAUCGACGUUGCGGACCGGGCGGAAAAGCUCUACAGCCCGCGGCCUGGCGACGACGGAGAUGAUCAAAAUCUUCGCGGAGGGGGCAGCCCCAGCGGCAGCAAGAGCGUCACUUUCGGUAGCGGUAAAUUAGAUCUGGCAGAGCAGAACGAGCGGGAGCGCAAGCGCAAGGAGGCGUUUGUCAGUGACGUGCAGGGGCAGAUAAAGUCGAUGCUAAACAUGGCCGGCGGAGGCGUCCGCAUGCUGCAGACAAAAGGUAGUACGCAGAGAUUUGGCGACCAAUUGCACCGUGCCGGCGACCUGACCAGACAUGUAUAGUCGAAUUUAGGUUUUUUUGAUUUUUGAUCGUUGCGUGGGCAAGCUCGACCAUGUCCAUGCGUUCUGUUGAUGUUCUAUUCUGUUCUACUCGCCCUUGGCAGGAGGAGUAUGAAGGUGAUCCACCAGAAGAUGAACCGCGUCUCGAUAUAAUAAUGAAGUUCGCACUUGAACAUAAACUUAUGUUGAGUUUUGCUCUGAAGUCCUAAUGUACUAAAGUUUUCGCUUUUCUACUUCCCUGAUCGCCAAGAAGCGAUUAUCAAUUUUUGAACCUCAGUUGCGGCCGAGGACCGGGACCUACCAGUGGCUCCAGAACAACUCGUCUUUGUUUCGCAAGGCGGACAUGUGGAUCGUGGGCGAAACGGAGCUCCAGCGAAAGAUUUCGCGUCUGACCUACACGAAGGUGCUGGAGUCCGCCUGCCUGAUCUUUUUCCCGAUCAUCCUGGGCAUGAUCGUGGUUAGCAGUGUGGAGGGCGUGACGUUUGUGGACGCGUUGUACUGGUCCACGGUGUCGGUUACCACAGUGGGGUACGGCGACGUGGACAUCAAGGACGGAAAAACCCGGAUGUUCUGCGUCUUCUUCCUGAUGAUUGGGUGCGGCAUGGUCGCAGCCGCGCUGACGAAUUUGGCGAGUCUGAAGGUCGACGUGAAGUCGAAAAUCAAGGAGUUCGAACUGAAGUCCCGCAAACUGACGCCCGAGCUCCUCGCGCAGAUGGACACCAACGGCGACGGGGUGGACGAGUUCGAGUUCUGUCUGGGCACGCUGGUGGCCAUGGAGAAGGUGACGCGGGAGGAUCUGGACCCCAUUUUCGAGAAGUUCCACGAACUAGACCACGACGGCAGCGGGGUGCUCACCAAGGAAGAUUUGCUGCUGGCCGGGGAGGACCCGAACGCACCGAGGAAACCGAUGACCAAAGUGGAAUACCAAGACUUUCAGGCGAAGUUUGAACAUAGAACAUCAACAGAUCAAGGCGGAGAUGUAGGCAUGGACUUGGAUGGUGAUCGAAGUCCAAGCAAUUAUGACGGGCCUUCCAUAGGAGGUUCUAUUAACCCGAACCCGGCGAAAAGGCUGAACCGCCAGAGCACACAGAAGAAUUCCAAAGUCAUCAACCGCCGGGGAUCCGGAUCGGCCAUAGAAACGGCAGAGAUCGAUGACGUGGACGUUGCGGCGUUUCAAAAUCCCGGUGAUGACCAGGCGGAGAGCUAUUUCAUCAACAAAGGCAGGCCCGGAGCCGUUGGUGGACCAGUUUCUCCGGCUACGUCAACGACGGGCUUGAAGAAUAAAACAACAAACCGGACCUCGGCGGCUUUCAACCCCGAGGAACCGACCACGGGGUUGAAGAACAAAACCACAAACCGGACCUCGGCGGCUUUCAACACCGAGGACAGCGACUCCGUGCCGCGCGUCCACCACAUGGACACGGACCUGCACCUGAUGAGCAACUUGCCUGUGCGCAAGUCUAGUGCGAAACUCAGCACACACAACCCCUCGCCCGGCGUGUCCACGGACAGCACAAAUGUUUCGACCGAGGUCGUCACAAGUGCACGAAGUACACCAAAGCCAAUACCGAAGGCGCGACCGGGAUAAAAUAAACCGGGUUUGUUCCUGAUGGUCGCACUGCUUUGACUCGUAAUAAAAGUAGAACUAGGUAGUAAACCUAAAAUUUUUCCCUGACCCCCUCACAAAAAACCAAAAAAAAAAUAUAUGACCUUCUACAAAAACAGAAGUGGAGCUCUUUUACUUUGACAAGCCGCACAUUAUGUCGCACAAGCAUGAGGAGAUCAAGAACAAGUGUCCUUUUCUCGAAGAGGAUGACGCCGACGACAUAAAGAAAUCGAAAUUAAAACGAAGCGGAAGAAAAAAAAAGUCCAGUACACUGCAUAAAAGACGGCCUUUUGCGUUUCCCGCAAAAAUCUUCACAAGGCCUGCGCGUAUCUAAUAGAACACGAUUGUGGUCUGGACAGAAGAUCGAAGGAAAGCUGUUGUGUGAUGCGACGCUUCGCCUAGUGCUGUAGCUUUCUUGUUGAGAAUGUAGCGUAACCUUACUCAGGUCGCUCAGAUAUUCAUAUUUUCGUUGGUGUAUGAUCAUAUGCUCAGCGAUGUAGUACAACAAAAAAAAAAACCGGAAAAAGCACACACACCCACGACUAUUUCCUACGCAGUUCUGAAAGCCUACCUACAAUAACCAAGAUAUGAUCCCUUCGAGUCCGUAUCUUUUUCGCAGAAGCUAGCAGUAGCACUCAGUACACUAAAACACAUACUCGCUUUUCUUUUUUUUUGCAUUAUUUUAUCGCCUCCCCUGUAAGAUUUUUUUUCAUUUUUUGUAAGUAGUACACCGACAAAGGAGUAGUAGAAGCAAGAAGAUGAAAGUGAAACAAGAACAGGAAUUAUCAGAAAUGGGUGGCAAGCUAUAGUUCCGAAAGCGUCGGCCUUGAGCUUGCCAUCUGCCUGUUUGUAUGAUAUCCUCCGGCUUUGAUAGAAACUUCGGUCAACCACCGUUGUUGGCG
Messenger RNA from Amoebophrya sp. A120, 5800 nucleotides. Lineage: Eukaryota; Dinophyceae; Syndiniales; Amoebophryaceae. The record is from the annotation of a GenBank genome assembly.